This is a messenger RNA of Micropterus dolomieu (smallmouth bass), 2489 nucleotides long. RefSeq names its product EEF1A lysine methyltransferase 1 (gene eef1akmt1). The record is from RefSeq and is a predicted model, not a curated record. Lineage: Eukaryota; Metazoa; Chordata; Actinopteri; Centrarchiformes; Centrarchidae. The transcript has 5 exons. Gene Ontology annotation, molecular function: protein-lysine N-methyltransferase activity; nucleic acid binding. Bases 208 to 849 code for a protein of 213 amino acids. Gene Ontology annotation, biological process: methylation.
CUUACUCACAUGUUCACAACACAGUGGAGAGUAAAGUGCUCAUCGGGACCAGUUUUCCUACCAGGUGUGUUCACUUUUGUGUUAUUUUUCAAAACCUUUGGCCUGUUUACCUGCUAAUCAGUGGACGCCGGUUUUGAGCUCUUUCAAAAUCAACCAUCUCACCCUUCAUCCCUUAAGGACAGCUCCUCCUCCUUCUCUCCGUCAGCCAUGAGUGACAGUGACGACGACGUCCCUGCGCUGUCGGCUCACACUCUGGCCGCCCUGCAGGAGUUCUACAACGAGACCAGCACCGGUCCAGCACCAUCAGACCAGUUUGCUGUGGGAGCACUGGAGGAGGACUGGCGGAUGAGCCAGUUCUGGUACAGUGACGAGACGGCAACUCAGUUAGCUGAGGAAGUCAUACGUGAAGCUGGAGAGGGAGGCAGGAUAGCAUGUGUGAGCGCGCCCAGUGUGUACCAGAAGUUGAAGCAGGGCGUGGUGGACGGCUCGGAUCGGGUGUCUGCCAUCGUCUUGGAGUACGAUCGCCGAUUCGCCGCCUACGGUGACGACUUUGUCUUCUACGACUACAACGAGCCGCUGUCUCUUGGGGCCAACUUGCCUACUCAGAGCUUCGACAUCGUCCUCGCCGACCCGCCGUAUCUGUCAGAGGAGUGUCUGAGCAAAGUGGCUGAAACAGUCAAGUACCUGAGCAAAGGAAAAGUGCUGCUGUGCACAGGAGCCAUCAUGGAGAAACUCGCCAAAGACCUUCUGGAUUUAAAAAUGUGCAGCUUCCUGCCAAAACACAACAGAAACUUGUCUAAUGAGUUCCGCUGUUAUGUCAACUAUCCGUCUCGCCUGCUGUCCUGCUGAGGAGCCGAACCCCCGUCAGACAGACAGCUCAGGGAGGACGUUUCCCAGCACAGUGCUUUAAAACAGUGGUACUGUUUUCUUGUACUGUUGAGGAAUGAAAAGAUGUUUGAAGACCUGCAGCAAAAGUGGAAAUUUUCUGUGUUGAUUUUAGUUAAGACCUAAGAAAUUACAAGGGGGGGGGGAAGAGUCUGAAGACUCAAAGAAAGCUUGUAUUUGGCAACUGGAUUUCUUCAAAAAUCAUUGACAAUAAUUUUAAUGUAACGCCAAAUAUUUAGUGGUUUCAGCUCCAACGUGAUGUUUUGCUGCGUAAAUUCAAUACAUUUUGGGUCCUGGACAAAACAAGCACUUUGAAGAUGUCACCUUUGGCUCUAGGAAAUUGUGAUGGACAUGUUUCACCAUUUUCUAGACCUUUUAAUGAUCUAUUGAUUAGUUUACAUCAGUCAAUUAAAAGGUAAACUACACAUGGAGCACUAAUCAGCCUGUAAACAGAUGUAUAAUGUCCUGUCACUCUUGAGGUACCUGUCAACACCGGAAGAUUUUUUUUUUUUAACAAAAAGCAAGUAUUUUACUAACUCAGCGUAGCUCCAACAAAAAGAUAAUUGGGUUGCAUUAUGGGAAAUGUAGGAUCCAGCAUUUUGGGAGAAAGACAAGGGACUACAAGUUAGGAUAUCUUGGCCUCAUCUGCUUUCAUUUUGAUCAUUCUUUUUCUUUUUAAAAUCUGUCUCUUUCGAGUCCACCUUUAUGUAAGAACAACACUAAAUUGAGAAGUGCCCCUUAAGUGAUUAGCAGCAAAGCAGGGGGUUAGGGUUGAUCUUUCUCUCCUCCCACCCAGGAUAUAAAUUAGCAUCACAGUUCAGGAGCAAAGACAUGAAAUUGAACUUUAAUGGGAGUCUGUAACCUAUGGACAGCUCCUCUACCAGACACCUGGAGUGGUGAACAGUUCAGCUAGAGAAUAAACAGCUUCUUACAUGAUUCAUUUGAUUCUUCAGAGGAUGCAGAGAGGCACAAACUGUUCGGUAUUUAACCAAAAAAAAGCAGGAAGAAUAAAUAACAAAAAGGAAAGAUAGUAUUUUUUGUAAUGGGUGGGUUUAUUUUCUUCUCCCCUUAUAAUAAUCUGAUGAUCACAACGGCUGACAUACUGCUGUUAAACCAAUUGAUAUCUGGAAUUUUGAACCAGUUCCAGUUUCCUGAAAAUACAAAAGGACACUGGGAAAUGUGCUAAAAUCUUAGUUGUACAAUUGCUGGGAGAGGUGAGCUAACUCUGCAGACUGAUGUCCAGAAAUGUCAAAGAACUGCAGUCAUCUGGAAUAGUUGUUGUUUUGAUGACAAGUUGUUAUUAAAGUGUGUCGGAAUAACAAUGAAUGUAAUGACCAGAGCAAAGAUGCAGUUGGGGUUUUUUUACAUCUGUAGGUGGCAGCAUUGAUCAGGUCACUGAUGAUAAUGAGUUUUAUUUAUUUAUUUUUUUCUUCCCCCCCAUUGGUCAAUAUUUGUUUGCUUCACUUUUUAAAGGGUUGGUCCACCUAAAUUACAAACAAGUACAUUAUCAUUCAUUUUUAGUGGUUACUAUCUAUGCUGAUAGUAACUGUCAGAUGGAUUUUUCAAAACCUGUGCAAAUAAAACCCAAACUAUCUGCAUGGCUA